Molecule: messenger RNA, 2543 nt
Organism: Ixodes scapularis (black-legged tick)
Lineage: Eukaryota; Metazoa; Arthropoda; Arachnida; Ixodida; Ixodidae
Exons: 2
Coding region: 702-2333 (543 amino acids)
Biological process (GO): DNA integration
Molecular function (GO): nucleic acid binding
Source: RefSeq, a predicted model, not a curated record
CCUGGGAAGAGGGCGAAGAACGAUGCAAUACAAUACAAAGCGGAGCAAAGGAACGCGAAAAAGAAGUCAACUUAGUUCAAGAAAUCGGAUCAUCGUGCCAAAAGUGUGGGUUUACGAAGCACAAAACUAAGGUUUGCCCCGCAGCCGGAAAGAAAUGCAACAAGUGCGGAAGCCUUAAUCACUUCGCUAAAGUUUGCAAGUCAGGGCGGAAAAGGGCCCCCGUACAACAAGUACACGAGGUUGUGGCUAGCGAUGACGAGACAUACUCCUUGGAAGCGCUAACUGUCGGUGCUGUAUCUCGCGAGGAUCUAUGGACGGCUACGGUGACACUAGAAGGCGUUCCCGUUCAUUGCAAAAUAGAUACCGGAGCCAAUUGUUGUGUCAUCUCCAGGGCCGCACUAGGCCAAGUUACGACGAAGCCAACAGUAAAGUGCGACGUCACCCUAAACACGUUCUUCGGUCAUGCAGAAAAGGCACCAGAAAGAAUUUGCCUCGAUAUACGCAAUCAGGACAAAAAAUGUCACGCUGGGUUUUUUGUUGUACGCCAAGAGGUUCCAGUCACCUUGAGUGGCAGUGUAGCAGAACGCCUCGGACUGAUUACUCGCGUUGCAGGUGUGAGCACCGCAGAGCUAUACGGUGCAGCACGACCUUUUGAAGCUGUUUUUCAAGGGCUUGGCCAGCUGAAGGGUGUGGUCUACGAUAUGAGGCUACAACCAGGAUCCAAGAGCGCCGUCAAGGCAGCAAGACGAAUACCUGUGGCUCUCCAGGAGAGAGUCAAGGCAGAGUUGGACCGCAUGGAAGCGCAUCAAGUUUGGGUUUGGACUGAGCGCCAACAAAGCAGUUUUAAAACGCUUAGAAAGUCGCUUAUCAAGGCGCCGGUACUUGCGUAUUUUGAGCAAGGUAAACCAGUCACGUUGUCAGUAGACACAAGCCAAACCGGCGUCGGGGCGGUGAUUAUUCAGAGCGGACAUCCUAUCGCCUACUCAUCACGCUCCCUCACCGAUACUCAGCAAAAAUACGCCCAGAUUGAAAAAGAGGCACUCGCUAUAGUACACGGAUGCAGCAAGGUUAAAGAUUAUAUUUUAGGGCACUCAUCUGUGACUGUAGAGUCGGAUCAUAAGCCACAGGAAGCAAUAUUCAGGAAACCCCUCUGUGACCGCCCGCUCCGCCUACAAAGGAUGAGGCUAAUGCAUCAGCGAUACCCCAUUACCGUGCAGUACAAGCCAGGGAAGGAACUUUUUCUAGCGGACGCGUUGUCAAGGUUCCCAACCAAAACUAUGCUAAAAGACGAAAGCGACCAGUUUCAAGUCAACAUUGUUUCUACGCUAUCAGUUUCAGAUGCACGGCUCCACGACAUCCUCCAGGCGACAGAAAACGACGCGGCUUUCGUCCAGCUCCGAGAGUAUGCAUCAGCAUCCUGGCCAGCUGAGAAACGAGACGUCCCGGAGGAACUUCAAACGUACUGGAACUACAGAGACGAGAUGCACGUGGAAGAUGGGCUGGUCUGCAAGAGUAACAAAGUGAUCAAGGAACUGCGACAGUCCACGGCAUCUUCAGUGGUAUCCGCCUGUGCAGAAGUCUUCGCUACUCAUGGGAUACCAGCCAAGCUGUGCAGUGACAAUGGGCCCCCCUUCAAUAGUUACAACUUCAAGGACUUUGUGAGUAAGUUUCGAAUCAUUCACGUCACGUCAAGCCCUCACCACCCUCGCUCCAACGGAAUGGCUGAGCGAGCCGUACAAGAGGCAAAGAAACUGCUAACGAGGUGCUCCUACAAUACCCUCGACUUCUGCAGCGCCCUCCUGGAAUGGCGCAACAGCCCAAGGGAUAACCUGCUCAAGUCACCAGUACAGAGGCUAAUGGGUCGUCAGACACGCACACUGCUUCCGGUUCCCGACUGCUGCCUGGAACCAGCCAUCGUACCGCCCAAAGAGGUGCACAAACGACUACAAGAGAUCCGCAGCAAGCAGCGGACCUUCUACAACAGAACAAAGGCCCUUCCGGAACUACAAGAUGGUCAGCAAGUAUCUGCAUUUGACACCAUUUCACACACGUGGUCUCCGGCAGUCGUCAUGAGGCGUGCGGGGCCUCCGCGCUCCUUUGUGAUCGAAACUGGUGACGGACGUGUGCUACGCAGAACGAGAGAGCACCUGCGCGUGUUGCCGCCUCGGCAACAGCAACUUGUCACCACUGCGGCUGCUGAAUCCACUCGCCGCCAGGUGAGGGAAGAACCCUCAACGGGAGCCCCACCAUCACAAGACCCUCCGACCCAGGAGCUCAGGAGGAGUUCAAGACAACGGCGGAGCCCCGUCAGAUACCCAAGACCAGAACUUUAAGCGUGAUCCUGCAAGCGUACUAUUUUCUAUUCCUUAAUUUUUUGUAUAUUGUUUUUCUCUUGGUUAAUUUUGUUUUGUUUGAAAGAGGGAAGAUGUAGCGCAGCGUCGCUAGCUGAUACCAAAUCAGCCUUGUCAUCGUCAGCCUUGUCAUCGGCACAGCAGCUGCGCCACUAGGGCAUACUGUAUAUAAGGGCUCACGGUGCGUGCAAU